Molecule: messenger RNA, 543 nt
Organism: Adineta ricciae
Lineage: Eukaryota; Metazoa; Rotifera; Eurotatoria; Adinetida; Adinetidae
Source: the annotation of a GenBank genome assembly
AUGAAGCUAUUGUCUGAAAAAUUAACCAGUCUGAACAUAUUCCCUGCACGAACAUUCGGGGCUACAAAUGACCAAAACACAACAAAACGUCUAGGUCAAUGGUCAACUCGUCUUUACAUUAUUUUUUUGGUCAUCACCUUAUCUAUUCUUGCUCUUCAUACAAUGUUUAAACCACAAACGUUGACAAAAAGUUUUCCUACAUCAUCGUUGAAUGUUUACAAUGAUCUCAUGCAUGAUCAUGGUGAUGCACUGCAAUGUCCUUGCUCAUUAAUUUCAUCAUCAUACAGUCGAUAUAUUCAAAUUGUACCUAUCUAUCAUCAGAUUUGUUCAAGUCUUUUUGUCUCGAAUGAAUGGCGAAUGAGUAUUAUUGCAAAUCUUCUUCCUGAUUUAUCUGUAUAUACAAUCAAAGAUUAUCGUCGUUUUAUUUCUGCUCAUUUGCAAUUUCUCAAAGGAUUAUGUGAACUUUCCAUUCAAUCAGUAGAUCAAUCUAUUCAUCAAGCUUUAUCUUCAUUAUUGAUCACCAAUCAAUUACUAUCAAACUAA